AUGAUCACCUCCCACGCCGUCAUGAUCCGUCAGCAUGGCGAGCCUGCCGACGUCUUGUUCACCCAAUCGUAUACCAUUGAUGAUGAGCAUUUGGCUCCUAAUGCCGUGAUCGUCAAAGUGUUGGCAUCUCCCAUUAACCCCAGUGACAUCAACCAGAUCCAAGGUGUAUAUCCGUCCCAGCCGCAGAAAACCACCCAGUACGGCACCAGCUUCCCGUCGUUUGUGUGUGGUAAUGAGGGGCUUUUUGAAGUGGUGAAGGUGGGUGCCAGUGUCACUUCUGUUGCUCCAGGAGAUUGGGCAUUGCCGCUCCGGGUGUGCAGUGGCACCUGGCGCACGUACGCCGAGUUCUCUGACGACGUGUUGUUCAAGAUCCCCAGCCCAGCCCAGUCUACUGCCAGGGGGAAAACCCCGUUGACGCUUCAGCAAGGUGCGGCCUUGACCGUCAAUCCGCUCUCCGCGUACUUGAUGUUGACCCACUUUGUAGAGCCCAAGCCAGGGAACUGGUUCAUUCAGAACGGUGGCAAUUCGGCGGUCGGCAAGUUUGCGUCGCAGAUGGGCCGUCUUUUGGGGUUGAACUCCAUUAGUGUCAUUCGUGACAGACCCAACUUGGACGAAGUUAAACAGCAGUUGCACGACACUUACGGGGCCACGCACGUGAUCACCGAGGAGGAGAAUAACCUGCGUGAGUUCAGUGGCGUGGUCAAGAAGUGGUUGUCUGAGUCGGGUGGCCUGUUGCAAUUGGGCUUGAACUGCGUGGGAGGAAAGUCUUCGACCGGCGUGGCACGAAAGUUGCAGGACAAUGGGAUCAUGUUGACAUACGGCGGGAUGUCGUUCCAGCCGGUGAUUUUGCCCACGUCGUUGCAUAUUUUCAAGAACAUUACAAGUGCUGGGUUUUGGUGUACGCGGAUUGUAGAGGAGAAUUUGCAGUUAAAGAAGGAGAUUUUGGAGAAGAUUAUUUCGUGGUACGAGGACGGUGAGCUUUUAGAGGCGGCGUCGACGGCCAGCGAGUACACUGGGGGUGAUUUGGCGAGCUUUUAUAGUGAGAGGAUUGCUGACUCUAAGAGUGGUAAGCAGGUGGUGGUAAACGCGGUGGAGUAG
Molecule: messenger RNA, 1098 nt
Organism: Yamadazyma tenuis ATCC 10573
Lineage: Eukaryota; Fungi; Ascomycota; Pichiomycetes; Serinales; Debaryomycetaceae
Gene: ETR1
Product: Etr1p
Biological process (GO): fatty acid metabolic process
Cellular component (GO): mitochondrion
Molecular function (GO): trans-2-enoyl-CoA reductase (NADPH) activity
Source: RefSeq, a predicted model, not a curated record